AUGCCUCUGGACGUGUGGUUCGAGGUCAACAGAGGAUAUUCGCAAAGUCUUGAUGAGACUAGGAAGAAUCUGCUGGUCAUAAUUAUCCGUGACUACACCACCGCUUCUUCUCGAUAUCCCUGUACCAAAGUUCUUCCUGGACUAGCCGACUUCUAUACCUUCCAGUCCAUCAAAGAGAUUCUUGAACGCCCUGCGGAUGUGAUGGUUGAUGCCGACACUUUUUCUUCCCUCUUCUCCGAGCUCCCAGAUUUAUGCGAUGAAUGGAGAUUAUCUCUAGAUGACCAAUUAUUAGCGCGUUUUUCAGAUCUGGAGCAUUGUCUCAGCAUGAGUACGAACGCCUUGAACAUCAUGGAUGUCACAUGGGACCGUAGGACCACUUUGCAAGAAAUACUUGAUACAUACACACUCGGAGCAGCCACCUACUACACCUUCACUCCGGACUCGAUUUCUUAGGCGUUUACAUAGACCCUAGUGCCUGAACACCACCAGCGUGCUUGAGAGAGGCCGUUAUAACACCCCUGACGUGAUCAACUCCACAAAACACCUUAGUCUCGCUGCUCAGAGUGUCCUCUUCUGCAGUACAUGCAACACUCCGCAGUUUUACUCUCAGGUACUCGCUCAUCGCUGUCUUACCGAGGUCAGCAUUCAGAAGAAUAAAAAGACAAUUCUUCUAAAUUGGACCCUACAAUAUCCUUUUUCCAUAUAUCCGGAGCGGUUUCGCAAGCCAUGGAGUGUGUCGGGUUUGCUGCUAGAUGAGCAGUUGACGAAGAUAGUGAAG
Molecule: messenger RNA, 778 nt
Organism: Guyanagaster necrorhizus
Lineage: Eukaryota; Fungi; Basidiomycota; Agaricomycetes; Agaricales; Physalacriaceae
Exons: 2
Coding region: 1-453 (150 amino acids)
Source: RefSeq, a predicted model, not a curated record